AUGUCCGCCGCCGGUCCUCAUAACUCGCGGAGCCGUGCUGGGUCGAGCACUGCCGCCCAUGAAAAGCAGCGCCUCGCCCACAUGCACGGCUACGCCAUGGCGACGCCCAGCACAAGCAACGUCACCCGCUAUUUCGAGCCAUGUGCGGCAACGGCGUCCAUGUUUCUGUACGCCCAAGGGACCUCAGUCGUCUGCUGCAACUACGACACUCUGGCGAUAGAAAGACGGUUCGCACGGCAUUCGGAGGAGGUACAGCUACUGGCCGUCGACAACCACAGCGACAUUGGGGCGGGGAGAUUGGUGGUUAGCUACGAUGCAGGGCAGACGGCCAUUGUGUGGGAUCUCUUGACGGGAGACGAGGUUGCCCGGUUCGCCUCGUAUGAGAAUCUCACAUGCGCUGCCUGGAUGCGCAAUGGCAAUGUCGCCUUUGGCAACAUCCAAGGCAAUGUGAUCCUCUUCGAGCCCACAACAUCAGAGCACCUCUCCGCGAGGACGAUCGACCAGAUUGCCAUCACGGCCAUUUCACCUGCAGCCGACUGCAGGACAUUUGCAAUUGGCUACCAGAAUGGCUCGCUCCUGAUAGCGACACUUCAGCCAAGGUUUACAAUCCUGCAUAAUCUCACCACUUCGAGAGGACCGUCUCCGAUUGUGACGCUGUCGUGGCAUGCAUCGUCUCAUCGGUCAAAGUCCGACAUGUUGGCAGUACAGACGAACGACGGUGACCUUCGAGUUUGGAGCGUAGCCAAGGCGUACAGCACUGAUGACCCGGCCAAGAUUGUGCGCAUCUUGAAGAGAACGGAGAACUAUCUGACUGGGCCUAAUUGGAUGGGUUGGUCCAAGAACGGCCGGAUCAUCCAAUAUUCAGAAUCUGAGACGAUAUCGUGGGAUGUGCGGACAAAACAUGUCACCUAUGACACGAUCCCGACUCUGGAGACCAUCCGCGGGCUCGCGGUCUAUGGCCCAGCGGCCACACUCUUCACGCUCGGAGCUAACAACACCGUUCAGCAAUUCGACCUCAACGCACCAGCCAUGAUGGUUGCUAACGUACAGCACCCUGCAAACCUGCUCCCCCCAUCGCCCCCUAUUUCGCUAGAGGCAGAAGAUAGUAAGAACCAACCUGCCAAUGUCCCCGAGUCAGAAUCCCAGGUCCAGAUCACGUUCCGGCCAAGCGAACUGUCCGAGCCGGAAGAAGACAGGAGGUCACCAUUGGCCCGAUAUCUCCAGACGCAGUCGGACACCUCAGACACCGAACCGUAUCGGCCCGGCACCCCUGGUUCGCAGAUCAGCCGGUCGAGCGUGUCAAUAUCGUCGUCCACGUCGCAAACAGCAGCUCGCCGGUAUCCGGAAUCCAUUGUCUCGCGGGGCAUGACCGAAAACACGUACAUUUCAGCCGGCUCCUCGCUUAGGUCUAGCCAUGCUCACCUCCGGGAAAGGCGGGGGGAGAGGGAAUCGCUGUCGACCACAAGCUCGAUCUCGAUGGGAAGCUCUCACUAUCGCUCGGCUCACAAGCCAUCGAGGUUACGCCACGAGGUGCCUCGCAGCCCGGAAGACUCGAGAGUCGUUGAUCUCUUCAAGUUCACCAAGAGCCGUCUCGCGGACGUGCCAUACAAAGCUCCGUAUUCCACUGACCAUAGCCGCCUGACCAACGACGAUCUGCGGCGACAGAUGUUGAGCACUAUUUUUGGGUGGCACAAGGAUAUUGAAGAUCUGGUCCGGGACGAGAUGUCUCGCCAUCCCUUGGGCUCGACCAACCGCAUCUUGUUGGCGAAGUGGCUCGGCGAUAUCAGCACCGACAUCAUGGCCAUGGGAUCCGAGAACAUGACCUCCUCAGAUUGGAUGCUUUUGGCACUGAGCGGUAUUGGCGGGCAGGCAUCUCAGAACAAGCUGGGCCGUGCUUAUGUGCAGCGUCUCUUGGAGGGCGGAGAUGUUCACGCUGCCGCGACGAUCAUGGUUGGCAUGGGCGACCACAAUGAUGCGGUCGAGAUUUACAUUUCGCACAAGAGGUACAUGGAGGCGCUGAUCCUCACCUGUCUCUUCUUCCCCUCGGCCUGGGAGCGGCAGGAGCAGAUUGUCAGGAAAUGGGGUGAGUGGGCGGUGCAACAUGGUCAACAGCAGCUCGCCAUCCGUUGCUUUGCGUGUACAGGCCGGGAGUCGACGGAACCGUGGACCUCGCCGUCCGCGGCGCAGCUCAAUUUCCCGAGCAUCACGCAGACUGUUCCCGAGUUGGCCAGCCCCCCGCUUUCGCCUCCGGUGAUGAACCACGGCCCGCAGCGGAGUGUCGCCAAGAAUUCGGCGCUGAAGCUUAUCACUUCUUUUGGCGACGGGCAAGCCAAGAACAGGCUGUUGGCGAAUGUGGACGACGGCAAGACGCCAAUCGCCGCUGCGGGAACUCCCAUUCUGCGGUCGGCGCUCUCGCCCGGCGGCGAUGAUCCGGCUACAGCGGUCCUAGUAGGGAAUCGCAGUCAAUUCAACACGCCAGCAUCUGCUCGCCCGGUGCAGGGCUUCGGCCGUCAGCGGCUCCCCUCAAUUGGCGAAGCCCCUGAUUCCGGCUCCCGGGAACUCCUCACGGCGGUAACGAGACCGGGCGGAGACCCUUACGCCAACGCAUUCCAGUCGAUGGAUGUUAGGGACACCGCCGUCAGGAACCUUGAGCUGACGAGACCGAACACGGCGAGCCCGAGGUUGGUGAAGGAAACCGUCAAAGGGCAUCCUCCCCCCUCUCCGUCCCCGGCGGCGGUCGCUGCCUUCAUGGAGGGCAGAAAUUCCAGGAGGAACGGCUCUCGUAGCCGGAUUCCCGAAGGCCUCGAUCUGUCACUGCCCACAUUCAAGGACUCACUGCCAGACGAUCUCACGUCGCCAGAGCCAUCGGCACACUCGUCGGUCCGGUACCACUGGCCGUCUAGGCGAAGAGGCCCUGGCUCGGUCGCCAGCUCCGUGACAUCGGCGGCAUCGAGCGUUGCCAGAAGUCAGCGCGGUCAUCACCAUAGUCAAGGUAAGAGCUUGGAUGACUACAUUCACAGCUUGGAUACAGCGCAGAGCAGGCAACAAACUCGCGGGAGCAGCCGUGACGGCCGCCACGGGCGCGAUCGCAGUCAAUCACGCCAGGACAACCGCGAGAAGUCGCGGGAUCGCGGGCGGGCUGCCUCGCGCAGUUUCACCCCCAAAGGCGGGAAACGGUCUCCCAAGUCGCCGGUGCCGAUGUCGCCAGAGGAUCUGAUCAACUUGUCGACGCCGAAUCCGGACGUCGACCAGCUACACUCUCGGUCGGGUAUCAGGGGGCGGCUAAUUGAUCCGUCCCAUGAGCUGGAGCCGUCAAGCCAGCCGAGCACGGCGAGAAAGGUAGGCUACGCGAACCGAGACAGUUCCCGCGUGAGAGGGUCGAGCCGUACCGGCAGUCAAAAUGGCCGAGGCUCGCGUCGCGCGCGGAGUCCCGACAAACGCCAUGUCCCGCCGGCACUGGACCUCCGCGGGCGCUCGACAUCGCGUGGGCCGCCGUCGAACCGAUCACCGUCGUCGCCGCAACCCAUGUCGGCAAAUCUCCAGCAGCAUCACUACUUGUCCGAUGACGAGGAAGACUACAGGCAAGCUGUCGAAGCCCAGGAGAGGUUUCGGAAGAGGAACAAUCGGAGCGCAAGCAGGGCUAGUCGCGGAGACGGCCCUACUUCUCCGGUGUCCGUUCGAUCAACCGCCUGGUCAACUCGCGAGACAACCAGGGAGAAGUCGGAUAUCCGGCGAACUACAUCGCACGCCGGGUCAGAGGGCUCAUCUCGCCGCCGUAAGAUCGGCGCCCCGCUGCAGACUCCGGCGCCGAUGCAGCUUAUUACAGAUGUGUCUGGGGACUUGAAGGUCAUCAAGGAUGAGAGACAGCUGAAGAAGGAGGCAGCCGCGCGGGAGCUGGAGGAGCGGCGGAAAUCGCUUGCCAGGAGGCCCUCGGCACCUCCCAUCAUGCAUCCGGAUCAGAUCACGCCUGCGCCGCACAGCGGGACGCCGCCCUCGCUCAUGGCGCUUCCGAGCACGACCUAUGUGCCGCCCAAGAAGGAAGAUCUGCCGUCUCGCAGCGCGAGCGUGGACCCGUCCGCGGGGAGGAGCAUGUAUGCGAACCGCAAUGGCCCUGUGAUUGGGCUGCCGGCGACGCCCCGGGCGAUGCGGCUGGUUAUGGAGUCCGGGUCCGGUGGGCAUAACGUGCCCAUGCCGCCGAUCCCAGCCACGUUUGUGCAGGCAUCGCCUGCCAUGCCGGCACAGUCGCAACGCCAGUCACCGAGUAGGCAGUCGCCGAAGCGGGUCGACAGUGAAACAAAGGAGCGGCAUAUCGACGAUAUUCCCAUGCUUCUUCCAUCGACCGUCUACACGCCCCCACCCCCCGCCAAUUCAAGGCUGGCCGCUCAGAUUGGGAGAUCCAUGUCGGCUCCUCCCGUGGAUUUGGUGCAGCCACACAACCACUCCAGGAGACCCUCUGCUGUCAACUCGAUAUCCUUCCAGGGCCGAAGGCCGUCUCACGAUGCGAACGCUUUCCCCAGCCGGAGACCAUCCCAUGACACAGGCAUCCCGCCGCCACCUCCGCCGCCAGUACCCCCGAUGCUCAAGGAGCUGCAACACCUCGCGCAACCCCCGCCUCCGCCGCCCGCGCCACUGCCACACCUCGGAAACGGCCCCAAGCCGGUCGUCUACGGCGGCAGCUCGGGCAUGAUCGAGAUUGUCAUGGACGAUGACCAGCAGCAGCAGCAACAGCAAUCACAGCCGUACCAACAAUCGCAACAGCCCCCUCCCCCGCCGCCUCCCAUCCCCGCCGCCAUCCCCGUUAGCGAGGCCACCGUGCCCAUCAUCUCGGCGCCCAACCCACCGCCGCGCCACGGCAGCGUCAACCACAACCGCGGGCGAAGCAGCGUCGACAACAGCAUCGGGGCGCGCAUCUCGCGUGCGACGGAGCGCAUGCGCUCGGCCAGCCGCAACCGGUCGCAGCAGCAGCAGCAGCAGCAGCAACAGCAACAGCAUCAGAACAAUAGCAGCAGCAACAGCAACGAGAUGCAGUACGUGCCGGCGCCGUACGAGAGCGUGCCCCCGCCGAUGCCGAUGCCGCCGCAGCACCACAUGAGCUCAAUGAGCUACCGGCUGCAGAACCAGAUGGUGCUGCAGCAGGUGCAGGCUCAGGUUGCGCAGCAGGAGGGGAGGAAUGAGUUCCGCACGGGGUUGCAUCGGAGUGAGAUGAUUUAG
This is a messenger RNA of Parathielavia appendiculata, 5211 nucleotides long. RefSeq lists its product as uncharacterized. NCBI's taxonomy places the organism in Eukaryota, Fungi, Ascomycota, Sordariomycetes, Sordariales, Chaetomiaceae. The record is from RefSeq and is a predicted model, not a curated record. Gene Ontology annotation, molecular function: transcription factor binding. Gene Ontology annotation, biological process: positive regulation of transcription by RNA polymerase II. Bases 1 to 5211 code for a protein of 1736 amino acids. Gene Ontology annotation, cellular component: nucleus. The transcript has 4 exons.